AUGCAUCAGAUUGAUAAUGAAGUUAUGGAACUACCAAACACAUUUGAGCCACUGGGUACGCCAAGAAGUUUUACCAAUAGAUUGAAACAGCAGCAAAAUCUAUCGGAGAAGAGGUUGAGAAUGGUGCGCGCUCUUCGUCAGAAAACAAGGCCUCUAAAAAUAAAAAUGGCAAAUCUGGAACAAAUUCCUGAAGAGUUUAAGACCAAAGCGCUUGUUUACGACGACGAUAGCAAUCUACUUUACUCGAUCGGAUCCUAUCAAUAA
Messenger RNA from Parnassius mnemosyne (clouded apollo), 264 nucleotides. The record is from the annotation of a GenBank genome assembly. NCBI's taxonomy places the organism in Eukaryota, Metazoa, Arthropoda, Insecta, Lepidoptera, Papilionidae.